GGAGCGCGCGCAGCGCCGCCGGAGCCCGCCGCCCUGGCCAUGGCCAAGGCGGGCCGUGCAGGUGGCCCUCCCCCGGGUGGUGGUGCCCCCUGGCACCUUCGAAAUGUCCUCAGCGACUCGGUGGAGAGCUCUGAUGAUGAAUUCUUUGAUGCUAGAGAGGAGGUGGCUGAAGGGAAGAAUGCCAUCCUUAUCGGGAUGAGCCAGUGGAAUUCAAAUGACCUGGUGGAGCAGAUGGAGACCAUGGGGAAACUGGAGGAGCAUCAAGGAGAAGGGAGCACGCCAUGCACUUCCAGCCUCCUCCAGGAGAAGCAGCGAGAAUUGUACCGGGUUUCCUUGAGAAGACAGAGGUUCCCAGCCCAAGGAAGCAUCGAGAUCCAUGAAGACAAUGAGGAAGGCUGCCCGCAGCGCUCCUGCAAGACGCACGUCCUCCUGCUGGUGCUGCACGGGGGGAAUGUCCUGGACACGGGCUCGGGGGACCCAUCCUGCAAGGUGGCCGACAUCCACACCUUCAGCUCCGUGCUGGAGAAGGUCACGCGCGCCCACUUCCCCGCGGCCUUGGGCCACAUCCUCGUCAAAUUCGUCCCCUGUCCUGCCAUCUGCUCCGAGGCUUUCUCGCUUGUCUCCAACCUGAACCCCUUCAGCCACGACGCAGGCUGUCUCAGCAACAGCCAGGACCAAGUCCCUCUGGCCGCCCUGCCCUUGUUGGCCAUCUCCUCCCCACAGUACCAGGAUGCGGUUGCCACCGUCAUCGAGCGAGCCAACCAGGUGUACGCGGAGUUCCUCAAAUCCCCCGAUGGGAUUGGCUUCAGUGGGCAGGUGUGCCUCAUUGGGGACUGUGUGGGGGGCCUCCUGGCCUUCGAUGCCAUCUGCUACAGCGCGGGGCCCACGGGUGACAGCCCUGGCAGCAGCAGCCGGAAGGGGAGCUUCAGCAGCACCCAGGACGCCUCGGUGCUGGUGGAGGAGGAGUGCAGCCUGGCCGGCAGCAAGCGCCUCAGCAAGAGCAGCAUCGACGUCUCCAGCGCCUUGGAGGAUGAAGAGCCCAAGCGGCCACUGCCACGGAAGCAGAGCGACUCCUCCACCUAUGACUGCGAGGCCAUCACCCAGCAUCACGCCUUCCUAUCAAGCAUCCACUCCAAUGUGCUGAAGGAUGAAGCCGAGUCCCCAGCGGCUGGGGGCCCCCAGGUCCCCGAGGUCAGCCUGGGCCGCUUGGAUUUUGAGGUGUCCGACUUCUUCCUCUUUGGCUCGCCCCUGGGCCUGGUCCUGGCCAUGCGGAGGACGGUGCUGCCCGGACUGGAUGGUUUCCAGGUGCGUCCUGCCUGCAGUCAGAUCUACAGCUUCUUCCACUGCGCAGACCCCUCUGCCUCCCGGCUUGAACCUCUGCUGGAGCCCAAGUUCCACCUGGUGCCACCUGUCAGCGUGCCCCGCUACCAGAGGUUCCCGCUGGGUGACGGACAGCCCCUCCUCCUCGCUGAUGCCCUGCACACCCACAGUGCCCUCUUCCUGGAGGGCAGCUCCCGGGGCAGCCCGCCGCUGCUGGACGCCCCUGCCUCACCCCCUCAGGCCCCGAGAUCCCAGCGCCGGGCACGAAGGAUCAGCCAGGGCAGCUCCAGCGAGAGCUCGGAGUCCUCGGACAGCCUGGCCCCCAUGGGUGCCUCCCGCAUCACAGCCAAGUGGUGGGGCUCCAAGCGCAUCGACUACGCCCUGUACUGCCCUGACGUCCUCACGGCCUUCCCCACCGUGGCCCUACCCCACCUCUUCCACGCCAGCUACUGGGAGUCCACGGAUGUGGUGGCCUUCAUCCUGAGACAGGUGAUGCGCUAUGAGAGCGUGAAUGUCAAGGAGAGCGCUGGCCUGGACCCCGCGGCACUGAGCCCCGCCAACCCCCGCGAGAAGUGGCUUCGUAAGAGGACCCAGGUCAAGCUGCGGAAUGUCACUGCCAACCACCGGGCCAACGACGUGAUUGCUGCUGAAGAUGGCCCCCAGGUCCUGGUGGGGAGGUUCAUGUACGGGCCCCUCGACAUGGUGGCUCUGACCGGCGAGAAGGUGGACAUCCUGGUGAUGGCAGAGCCGUCCUCCGGCCGCUGGGUGCACCUGGACACAGAGAUCACCAACAGCAGUGGGCGCAUCACAUACAGCGUGCCAAGGCCCCGGCGCCUGGGGGUCGGCGUCUACCCCGUCAAGAUGGUCGUCAGGGGCGACCAGACCUGCGCGAUGAGCUACCUCACAGUGCUGCCCCGGGGCAUGGAGUGCGUGGUCUUCAGCAUCGAUGGCUCCUUUGCGGCCAGCGUGUCCAUCAUGGGAAGUGACCCCAAGGUCCGGCCAGGGGCAGUGGACGUUGUCCGGCACUGGCAGGACCUGGGCUACAUGAUCCUCUACAUCACGGGGCGGCCGGACAUGCAGAAACAGCGGGUGGUGUCAUGGCUGUCCCAGCACAACUUCCCACAGGGCAUGAUCUUCUUCUCCGACGGGCUGGUGCAUGACCCGCUGCGGCAGAAGGCCAUCUUCUUGCGCAACCUGAUGCAGGAGUGUUUCAUCAAAAUCAGCGCAGCCUACGGCUCCACGAAGGACAUCUCCGUCUACAGUGUGCUGGGCCUGCCACCCUCCCAGAUCUUCAUCGUGGGCCGGCCCACCAAGAAGUACCAAACCCAGUGCCAGUUCCUGAGCGAGGGCUACGCGGCGCACUUGGCGGCGCUGGAGGCCGGCCACCGCUCGCGCCCCAAAAAGAACAGCUCGCGCAUGAUCCUACGCAAGGGCAGCUUCGGCCUCCACGCGCAGCCCGAGUUCCUGCGGAAGCGCAACCACCUGCGCCGGACCAUGUCGGUGCAGCAGCCCGACCCGCCCGCCAACCCCAAGCCCGAGCGGGCCCAGAGCCAGCCCGAGUCCGACAAGGACCACGAGCGGCCCCUGCCCGCGCUCAGCUGGGCGCGCGGGCCCCCCAAGUUCGAGUCGGUGCCCUGAGGGCCUGGCGGUGCAGCAGAGCAGGGGGUGGGGGGCCCACCAGGGCUGCCUGCGGGGACGGGAGGGGCUGCCUUGUCCCCGGCAGACACAGGCUGUUUCCUGCUUUUUCCCUCCCGUGUCUGUCCAGCAAAGUGUCCAACCAGCGAGGCGGGAGGGACCCUGCCUGGCCUUGGCAGGGAGGCUCCCUGGGCGGCAAAGGGGUGAGAUCCAGAGGUCUCAAUGCAGUCGCUGCUGCUCCCUUAGGCCUGCAACACAAGCCCCAGUCAGGGUGGAUGUCUGUGUGACUCCCCGGGGGCAGGCUUGCCCGGAGCCCGAGUGUUUGACAAAGUCGACCUUCUCUCUGAGCUCCGGAGGCUUCGGCAGUGAUGGUUGGCAGGCCCUAAAGGGAGGCGCCCCCGGAUCAGGGACCAAAAGCCACUGGCAAAUGCAGCUUCUUGGUUGCCUGCUGGGGUGAGGGGAGGGGGGGCAAGUGGCAUUUGUGCCCGCCCGCUGGCGACAUCCCAGGUCACCAUCCUGGGCCUGGCUCUCCUGUGGCCAAGUGGCCACUUUCUGGGAGUGAGAGGAUGUCCGGUAGGUUCAUCCUGUGUUUGAGUUGUCUGUCCACAGACGGUUGGGGGUGGGGUCUGGUGCUGACGGUCUGUCCUCCUGCAGCUGUCUGUUGUCCCCCUUUUCUCGUCCUCCGUAUCCUCGCCUUUCUCCCGGAGCCCUGGAGGACACUCCUGCCUCUUUCCGGAGUCCUGCCUGGUGCCGUCUGCCGUGAGGCUGAGGCCCUGGGCUCUGGCCUAGCUGGGCUGGCCGGGAACCCUUGAGCCUGUUGCUUGCCCUCGCUGGGCCCUGCCUUCCUUCUGUAAUUGGAGAGGUCUCCCCAGCUGAGAUUGUGGGGCGUUUUUGACUCCUAGGCUGCCCUGCACUUCUGCCCUCUGCGGCAUUUCAGGCCUAAGAGCCCUUCAGAGUGCCCAGUGAUCUAUACCCUCCCCGUAGACUGAGAGAGGGGCUCUGGGGGCCUGUUGCCCCACCACUUCCAAGGAAGCCCCUCUGCGGGGGUUGCUGGGAAGGGGGGUCCCUGCUCCGUGGAGAGGUUUGCUUUGCACUGAUGCCCAAACCUGGUGUCCCAGGAACAGAGACAUCUCCCAGCAGGCCCUGGCGUGGCUCCUCUUCCCCAGCUCGGCUCAGAGUGAUUUCCCUCUUUGGCUCCUGGAAGGUAGACAGCUGAGGUCCCAGAGCUCCGGGGGUUCAUGUAAUUUUGGCUCAAACUGUUGUGUUCUCUGCCCUUUCCCCAGCCACUCAGCUUGGUUUAAUGCCCAUAACCUCCUCUUGGGUCGUCCCUUGAGGCUGGCAGGGCUUGGCUCUCCUGGGGUUCCCUCAAAUUCUGCCCAGGCCUUCCUGCUGCUGAGCCCCUGGCCAGGGCAUUGGUCUCCUGCACUUCUCCUGCUCCCUGGCCCAGACCCACGCCUGCCCGUGUGGGGUGCUUCCCGGGCCGCCUCUGAGUCCCUCCGGGCUGUCGCUGAGGCUGGUCCAGCUCUUUCAGCCGGGCUCUGUGUUGGGGGCUGGGCUGCCCCAGGGCCCAGACGUCUGUAUGCCCAGCAGGCACCUGUGUCGCUCACUGUUGCUUCUGCUGUCUACCUCUCGCAGCUCUCAUGUGGCCAGGGUCCUCCCCAGUGGCAGCUGCUGGUGGGGGCAACUGGCCCUGCUGUUGUGAAUCACCUGGCACGCUCGAUGCCCCUCUGGGGCUGGAGGGAUCCGGGCUCCCAGCCCUCACUCCUGCCCUACGAGAACUGUCUUCUCCAGCUCCACUUCCAGCGCUGCAUCUGCACCCAAACUCAGAGCUGCUGGCAAGUCUGUCAGGGAAGGGUGAUCACCCCCAGCUUCUUCUUUGGUUCUGCCUUCUGGUGGCUCAUGACGGGCCCAUCCCUCCUUUAACAUUUCAUCCUUCUUGGCUGUCCAUUGGGCACCAGCUCCUAUGGCAUAGUCACCCCAAAGCCAGUCUCUCCCCUCCUUUCCAAAAUAGACCCCGAAUUAAACUCAGGCAGACAUAGUCUGCUUCUCUGAAAUCCAUCUCCUUUUUGCAGAAGCCACUGAUGUAUUACUCUCAAGUGAUGAAAUAAUUAGCGUGAGAUACUUCUCCUCCAGUAAGAGUACCUCUACCCCUUUUUUUCUGAGAACCCCAGCCUGGGAGCAAGAGAGGCUGGGACCCUGAAGAAUUUGGAGUCUGGGGGAGCAGGGUUCUAUGGUUGUGGGGGGUCAGAGCUGGGACGUGAGCCCCAGCAGGAGGGCCCACAGCCCUUCCCUUCCAGAGCUCUGGGGCUCUGACGACUUGCACCUUGAUGUGGAAGGUGUACAAUGAGGUAUUCUGAACACAGUGCUUUGGGAGCUGCAGUUGGUGUGUGUGAAUGUGUGUACGUGGGGUUCUGUAUAGUGAUCAGAUUCGUUUCAGUACUGCUUUCAUGGCAACUCUGUGACCAAUAUGCACUUUCUCUGCUAGUGGUUUGUUUGAUUUUUGUCCAUCCAGUUGAGUUGGAGAAAAACAAAGAACCAACUUGUGUUCUCUGGAGGGGCUGCCGCUGCCUCUCCCGGAGUAGUUCUGUGACCCCCAAUCUGGCUGUUUUCUAGAGAAUCCUUCCGGCUCCUGGUGUGCCUGCUCCCAGGGGCUGGAAAACAGAUCUUCCCGCCUGACCAAAGCUCCUUGUUUCUUGUGUGGCAUGUUUGUUCUUCCUAGUCCUGGGGGGCUAUCCCGAUAGAUGGCCUGCCUGCUGCCUUUCCCUACCUUCGCCCUGUUGGGGGUUCAGGGUGCAUCUGUAGCUAGGGCCUGCUCUUCCAGCCUCAUGGCAUUUUUCUAAAGAUCUCAACUCCUCUCUUAGGCUCCGCAACAGAUACAUUGAAAAAAAAAAGUCAGACUCUUUCAUGCAUUUGUAUAAACGGCCCUCCAGUCUGGGUGCUGGGCCACAGAAAAUAAAGUUUUGAACCCCAGUAUUCCAGACAUUACUGGGGGUGGGCUCUAGGAAAGAGGGGAGGUUGGAUCUCGUGGUUUUUAAACUGUACUUUUACCACUCUGGAGCCCAGACCCACGCCCUGGAAGUACCCUGCAGACAAAACAUGGCACCAAUGUUUCAAUGGAAGCCGGACCCCGAGGCAUGUGGAAAUGGGUCACGAGGUGGUGCCGGUUUUGCGGGGACACUCACCCACCCAGCCCAGGUGCAGCUCCGCCCGGGAGGGGUGCCUUGCCUGCGGAGCCUCAACUUGACCCCGCCUUAAAUGACCAACCUUCCUGCAGAAUCCCCGGGGGGUUGGGGUGCCAAGUGCUCUGGAAACCUAUUCUCUUUUGGCUCAACCAAAAGAAACGUCCCCUCCCCUUCCCCUGACCCCGGGCAUGGGGCAACUUUCUUAAAAAUCCUAAGUAGGGUUCAGUCUAAGCAGCGAGGCAUGGCCUGGGUCCUUGACUCCUGGCUGAGAAACCAACAGGGUGAUUGGAAAAAAAAAAAAAAUCAAGAGUUUGUCCCCCACCCUCAUCACACAAGGAGAGGCAGGUGACAUCAAGGAGGGGUGGGACAGUAGGGCGGCGGGCUGGUGGGGACUCCUACCCUCGGACCCCGCUGUCCUUGUGUGUGUUUACUCGGCGAUGGCAGCCCAUCUGAUCUUGUCUGUCUGACUGUUCCUAAGUGUGUAACUCGCAGUAUUAUUUGUGGUGGAUGGUUCUGUGGUGAAAAAGGUUUAUUCUAUUUCUCAUGGCUGCCUUGUACAAAAAUCCGUUAGAAAAGAAAAUGUAAAAUACGAGAUUUCUAACAAGACAAAAACAGCACUAUGAAGUUAAAAAGAUUUUUACAACUGGUCUUGAUUUUGAUGUGAGCUGGUUUUUAACUCUCAAAUGUUGUCACUUAAAUAAAAACCUUAUUUGCCUUUAAAACAUGCUUUGCUCUGAACCAA
Dama dama (fallow deer) is the source of this 6879-nucleotide messenger RNA. RefSeq names its product PITPNM family member 3 (gene PITPNM3). Bases 40 to 2958 code for a protein of 972 amino acids. The transcript is spliced from 20 exons. Lineage: Eukaryota; Metazoa; Chordata; Mammalia; Artiodactyla; Cervidae. Gene Ontology annotation, biological process: phospholipid transport. The record is from RefSeq and is a predicted model, not a curated record. Gene Ontology annotation, molecular function: phosphatidylinositol transfer activity; phosphatidylcholine intramembrane carrier activity; phosphatidylinositol binding. Gene Ontology annotation, cellular component: cytoplasm.